Anas platyrhynchos (mallard) is the source of this 2533-nucleotide messenger RNA. The record is from RefSeq and is a predicted model, not a curated record. Lineage: Eukaryota; Metazoa; Chordata; Aves; Anseriformes; Anatidae.
GCACUCGAGCGUUUUGCUGGCGAAGCGCUGAUUUACUAGCGAGAGCCCCUCGCUCGCCGCACCUGCUCUGGCUGUCUGCGGUGGGAGUCAGCCGCAGAGCCGCCCCCGCGCUGCUGCUGCUCCUCCUGGGCUGGGAUUUGGGCUGAUCCAUCGCAGCCAGCAAUGCAAGCCAGGGCAUUGCACAGAUCUCCCCGGGUUGCCGCAUUUGGAAGAUUUAGGACGUCCUGGGCUCCGAGCAGCGCAGCGCUCUGGGCAGGUGAAGGAGGCCCCCAGACCGGCACCAUGACCGAGUGCUUCGACUGCGACAACUGCAAGGAGUCCCUGUACGGGCGCAAGUACAUCCAGAUGGACAACGGCCCGUACUGCAUCCCCUGCUACGACGCCCACUUCGCCAACACCUGCGACGAGUGCAAGGAGCUCAUCGGCCACGACUGCAGAGAGCUGUACUACGAGGAUCGCCACUACCACGAGCACUGCUUCCGCUGCUUCCGCUGCGACCGCUCGCUGGCCGACGAGCCCUUCACCUGCCAGGACGAGGAGCUGCUGUGCAACGACUGCUACUGCAGCGAGUUCUCCUCCAAGUGCAUCGCCUGCGAGAAGACGGUCAUGCCAGGGUCCCGCAAGCUGGAGUACAACGGACAAACCUGGCACGAGCACUGCUUCAUAUGCAGCAGCUGCCAGCAGCCCAUCGGGUCGCGGUCCUUCAUCCCAGACCAGAAGGAUUAUUACUGUGUCCCCUGCUACGAGAGCAAGUUUGCUCCUCGCUGCACUCGCUGCAAAAAGACCCUGACCAAGGGAGGGGUGACCUACCGGGACGAGCCGUGGCACAAGGAGUGCUUUGUCUGCACGGGCUGCAAGACCCCCCUGGCUGGCCAGCAGUUCACCUCCCAGGAUGACAACCCCUACUGCAUCAAGUGCUUUGGAAACCUCUAUGCCAAGAAGUGCAGUGCCUGCACAAAGCCCAUCACAGGCUUUGGUGGAGGUAAAUACGUCUCCUUCGAGGACCGUCACUGGCACCAUAAUUGCUUUAACUGCGCCCGCUGUAACACCUCGCUGGUCGGGAAGGGCUUUAUCCCUGACAAUGAUGAGAUCCUGUGCCGCGACUGCAGCAGCGACCUAUGAGCCUCUGACGACACCGUGGGGCAGGGGCUUUCUCUAUUCUUCAGGGUCUUUGUGCCAGAUCCCCCUGACAGCAUUUCAAGGGCCGGGCACGAGGCGUAGGAGAUGAGGGCUGCCCCCGAACCGCGGUGUGUUCAGGAGGUUCCUUGUGCCCCUCCCUGAAGGCUAGAGUAUGCUACGCUAAGGCUCUGUGCGGAGCCAAAGCUAAAUAAAGUCGAAAAAAAGGAGCUUUGAGAUCCCCCCAUUAUUUACUCUUUCCUUUUGCUUCCUGUCUGACCGGGCACGAGCUGAGCAAAGGGCGGCAGCAGCGGCUUCAGUGCUGGGCUGCUGGGUCUGCACGCUGGCAGCAUGCAUUCGCUCCCCUUGGCACAGCACCGAGCCUUCUCUUUUCCCCGGGUGCUCCCCUCGCUCUGCGUGCUGUAAGGCUGCAGCUCCCUGUCCACACAGCUUGGCCCUUCAGCCCGUGCCCCGGGUGGCUUUGCAGCACAGCCUUCCCCUCACCCCUGCACAGCCCAUGCAUGCAGGGCUCUCUGCCCUAUUUUGGGAGGUUUGGGGACAUCAAGACUGGAGCGUGGCCAGGAGCAGAGCAUGUCACCCGAUGAAAUCGACCUCCGGAUGUCCCUAGCCACCUCGCUGCCUGCAUGCCAGGCCCUUUUCUCAGCAUGGCUCAGUGGCAGAGUGCUCAAUUAGAAGCAGAAAGGGAGCUGGCAGUGCUCAUAGGUCUGGAGCGCUCUGUCCCAAGCCCCAGGGACCCUCAGGGCUCUGUCCCAGUGUCCCCAGCCUGUUCCUGCCAGUACUGAACAUCCGUGGUGUGCAUGGGGCUCCUGGCGAGGGGCUUUGUGUCUCCAAGGCCCUGCUUCGUCCUAACUGCAUACAACAGGACGCCCUGAGCUCACCCAAGGGCUUCUGCCAUCCUUGCCUGGUGCUGGGCUGGCCCUGGGCCCCCCCAGAGUCCCUCUGCAGGGGGGUGCUUGCGCCUGCCUUGUCUCCAUCCCCUCUGCUCUGUCCUGCUCGGGAUACUUGUCCCAGCCCUGCUUUCCUGCUUAGACCGCCACAUGCUUCUCUGAAGGCAUCUUCUUGUGUUUUUCUUUGUGUUUUUUUUUUUUUUCUCCUUUUGUACUCUUUUGUCAUGAAUAUCUGUCAUUUUGUAACCAGCUGCGGGAUGAAGGGGCUAGCCCCCCUGCCCAGGAUUCACGUAGGAGUAAAAAAAAAAGAAGUUAUGCAUGUUGAAGUGUUAUUAACUCUGCAUUCUGAUCCCCGUUGAACCCUCGUUUGAAAGCUUUGAUGCAGGCAAAUCAGAGUUUGUGUGUUUGCUACUUUGAGGUGCUUGGAGCAGUCUCUAGAAGGAAGUGUCCUCAACCUCAGCCUCCUGUACGUUUCCUACGGCUUUCUAUAAUAAACUGUUUUAGUGACA